AUGGCUUCUUCCACUGCCGGCAACCAAGAGUACGGCACCAGACCCGACCCUGCCUUCACCAAUGAAAGCAACCGCCGGCUCGGGUUCCGCUUCGAUGCCGAGAUCCUCUACAUUGAGCCAUGGGGUCCUGACUCCCUUCGAAUCCGGGCGACAUGUCUGGCGACUCUUCCCGAGAGAGAAUGGGCUCUGACUGAGAAGCCGUCUGCAUCAACACCAGUAAUUGACAUUCAAGGCAGCUCGGCCUCAAUCACCAACGGCAAGAUCAAGGCCGACAUCAGUCGCCGUGGCAAGAUUGUCAUCUCAAACACCAAGACGGGCAAGGUCCUUCUAGAAGAAUUUGCCCGUCAUCGUCUGGACAUUCUCGACCCAAAAUGCAGCUCUCUGAGAAUCCAAGCUCGCGAGUGGAAGCCUCGUCUGGGGUCCCCCGACUAUCACUUGACCAUGCGCUUCGAGUCCCAAGACCCCGAUGAGCGCAUCUACGGUAUGGGUCAGUACCAACAACCAUUCCUCAACCUGAAAGGUGCGGACCUGGAGCUUGCGCAGCGGAACUCGCAAGCGACUGUCCCUUUUGCACUUUCAAGUCUCGGGUAUGGAUUUCUCUGGAACAACCCUGGAGUUGGCCGAGCCGUCUUCAGUAAGCUCACAACUACUUUUGAGGCAUACUCGACCGACAUGCUGGAUUACUGGGUUGUCGCUGGUGACACUCCUGCUGAGAUCAUCCAGGCCUACACAGGCGUCACUGGUCGAGUGCCGAUGAUGCCAGAGUAUGGACUCGGAUUCUGGCAGUGCAAGCUUCGUUACCAGACUCAAGAGGAGCUGCUGGAGGUGGCACGAGAGUACAAGAGACGAGAGUUGCCGAUUGAUCUCAUUGUAUGCGACUACUUCCACUGGCCAAACCAGGGAGACUGGAAGUUUGAUCCUACGUUUUGGCCUGACCCUGAUGCCAUGGUUGCUGAGUUGAAGGCUUUGAACAUUGAAUUGAUGGUUUCCAUCUGGCCCACCGUAGAGAAGGACUCAGAGAACUACGACGACAUGCUUCGCCGGGGCCUCCUCAUCCGACAAGACAGAGGCAUCCGGGCUGCCAUGGAGGGUCGUGGGUACGCAAUCCACUAUGACGCCACAAACCCCGAAGCAAGAAAAUUUGUCUGGGAUGCUGUCAAGCGCAACUACUACGACAAGGGCAUCAAGGUGUUCUGGCUCGAUGAAGCCGAGCCUGAGUAUACUGUCUACGACUUUGACAUCUACCGCUAUGCAGCUGGGCCUAACCUGUCCAUUGGCAACAUCUAUCCCUACGAUUAUGCCAAGGGCUUCUAUGAAGGCCAGAAGGAAGCCGGUCAAGAGAACAUCGUGAAUCUCCUCAGAUGUGCUUGGGCUGGAAGUCAAAAGUUCGGUGCCCUUGUUUGGUCUGGAGAUAUUGCGUCUAGCUGGGGCAGUCUCCGCAACCAACUGGCCGCUGGCCUGAACAUGGGCAUUGCUGGCUUGGCUUGGUUCACCACUGAUAUUGGCGGCUUCCACGGCGGUGAUCCUGAUGAGCCGGCCUUCCGAGAACUUUUCGUUCGGUGGUUCCAGUGGGGAACCUUUUGCCCGGUUAUGCGACUACAUGGAGACCGAGAACCUAAGCAGCCGAGACUGGGCACCACAGGAGGAAGCUUCUGCCUCUCUGGUGGCCCCAAUGAGGUGUGGUCUUACGGUGAAGAGGUGUACGGCAUCUGCAAAAAGUACCUCAACAUCCGUGAAGAGUUGAGGGAGUACACAAGGGAUUUGAUGAAGUCUGCUCAUGAGAAGGGUGACCCUCUGAUGCGUCCUUGCUUCUACGAUUUCCCUGGAGAUGGCAAGUGUUGGACUCUUGAAGAUCAGUACAUGUAUGGGCCCAAGUAUCUGGUGGCACCGAUCCUUCAUCCAGGACAGAAGACCAGGGGUGUGUACCUUCCUGGUGAGGGUAUUCAGUGGAAGGGCGCGGAUGGGACUGUUUACGAAGGAGGCAAGCUGGUGACUGUGGAGUGUCCUUUGGAUACUAUGCCCGUGUUCUCAAGGGACUAA
Molecule: messenger RNA, 2040 nt
Organism: Fusarium keratoplasticum
Lineage: Eukaryota; Fungi; Ascomycota; Sordariomycetes; Hypocreales; Nectriaceae
Exons: 2
Coding region: 1-2040 (679 amino acids)
Biological process (GO): carbohydrate metabolic process
Molecular function (GO): hydrolase activity, hydrolyzing O-glycosyl compounds; carbohydrate binding
Source: RefSeq, a predicted model, not a curated record